Molecule: messenger RNA, 3292 nt
Organism: Ziziphus jujuba (common jujube)
Lineage: Eukaryota; Viridiplantae; Streptophyta; Magnoliopsida; Rosales; Rhamnaceae
Product: THO complex subunit 5B
Exons: 8
Coding region: 305-2752 (815 amino acids)
Biological process (GO): positive regulation of DNA-templated transcription, elongation; mRNA export from nucleus
Cellular component (GO): THO complex part of transcription export complex
Molecular function (GO): mRNA binding
Source: RefSeq, a predicted model, not a curated record
AAUUUUAUAAAUUAAGUUGGGAUCCGAUCCACACUUGCAGUGGAAAUAGAAGCCGAAUUCCUUGACGGCGUAAAUAAUUUAUUGAGCACUGGAAAAAUUUUCAGUGCAACUUUUUGCGACUCUGGGUAAAAGCCCAAAGGGCCGUGAAUUUGUAAUUUGGGAAGACAACGGCGCCGUAUCAAGAAAACCUACGCUUAACGAUCUAGUCUGCAGUUUGCAGUUUUUAGAGUGAUUUGUGAUUACAGACGAGAGAGAGAGAGAGGAGAGAAAAGGGGAAGAAGGGAAGGAAAACCUAAAACACAAAAUGCUGGAAGACGAGGAAAUAGAGGAGGGGAUGCUGGUCGAAGACGAUGCGCAGACAGAGGUUGAGCGGCCGGUGGAGAAAUCGCCAUAUGAAAUGCUUCAAGAGAGCAAGGCUUCCGUGGAGGACAUCGUCGCCAAGAUGCUCUCCAUUAAAAAAGAAGCCAAACCCAAAUCCCAGCUCAGAGAACUCGUCACUCAGAUGUUCGUCCACUUCGUCACCCUUCGCCAGGCAAAUCGUUCCAUCUUGCUUGAAGAAGAUCGUGUGAAAGCAGAGACGGAACGUGCUAAGGCACCGGUGGACUUCACAACUCUGCAACUUCACAAUCUAAUGUAUGAAAAAAGCCACUAUCUCAAAGCCAUAAAAGCCUGCAAAGACUUCAAGUCAAAAUACCCAGAUAUCGAACUUGUGCCUGAAGAGGAAUUUUUCCGAGAUGCACCUGAGGAGAUAAAAACUUCUGUAUUAUCAAAUGAUAAUGCACACAACCUGAUGCUGAAGAGGCUCGAUUUUGAACUGUUUCAGCGCAAAGAGCUCUGCAAACUUCGUGAGAAACUUGAAGGACAGAAGAAAAGUCUUCUGGAGACCAUUGCCAACAGGAAAAAAUUCUUGUCAAGUCUCCCCUCACACCUCAAAUCCCUUAAAAAAGCAUCUUUGCCUGUGCAGAACCAGUUAGGGGUUCUGCAUACAAAGAAACUAAAACAGCACCACUCAGCGGAAUUGCUUCCGCCCCCUCUCUAUGUGGUAUACUCACAGUUGUUGGCACAGAAGGAAGCAUUUGGAGAACAAAUUGAUCUGGAGAUACUAGGAAGUCUGAAGGAUGCCCAAACUUUUGCUCACCAGCAGGCAAAUGUGGAAACUGGCAUUUCUACUGUGGUAGAGAAUUCCAGAAUGGAUGAUGAUGCUGCUGAUGAGGAAGAUGAUGGGCAGAGAAGGAGAAAACGGCCCAAGAGGGUUCCAACCAAAGAAGGCCUUGACCAGACUCGAGUAUAUCAAGUUCAUCCUCUGAGAAUAAUCCUUCAUGUAUAUGAUGAUGAGGUUUCUGAUUCCAAGCCUGCAAAACUUAUAACUCUGAAGUUUGAGUAUUUGUUGAAGUUGAAUGUUGUAUGCGUUGGAAUUGAAGGAUCCCAUGAAGGUCCCAAGAAUAACAUCUUAUGCAACUUAUUUCCAGAUGACACUGGCCUUGAGCUUCCUCACCAGUCAGCCAAGCUCUUUGUUGGUGAUGCAUUUGCAUUUGAUGAAAGGAGAACUUCCCGUCCUUAUAAGUGGGCGCAGCAUUUGGCGGGAAUUGAUUUCUUGCCUGAGUUGUCUCCUCUGUUAAGUGGGCGUGAAACUCCAAGCAGUGAUGUAGCUAAAAGUGAUGCUGUUAUAUCUGGCCUUUCUCUAUACCGCCAGCAGAAUCGGAUACAGACAGUUGUGCAAAGAAUCCGAUCUCGGAGAAAGGCUCAGCUGGCUCUUGUGGAACAGCUUGAUUCACUUAUGAAGCUUAAAUGGCCAGCUUUGUCUUGUGAAAGUGUUCCAUGGGCUUUGCAUAGACCGUUGUGCAAUUUGCUUGGUUGGUCACCUGUAGGAUCCCCUCCUAAUCAGGCUUCAUCUUUGUCUGUUAUGGACAAAGAACAGGUUCAAGAACCUACAGAUGCUGAUUUGGUUGGAAGAUCUAUAGCUUCAAAAGAGGAUCUAGAAAGUAGGGAAGAUGGGGAGCUUCCAUCUUUAGCUCCAGUCACAUCUGUUAUAAGUGAUAUUAAACUCACUCCAUUAAAAGAAUCUAAUCUUGACCACUCCAGGCAGCUGGCUUUAAUUUCAAAGAGUAUCACACCUCCAAUCAGUAAGGCAAAAUCACAAAGUUUUAAGAAAAAUGAUGAAGAUUCAGAUCUUAUGCUGGAUAUUGAUGGUGGUCUGGAUGAGCCUGCAUACAUUGAACAAGAGGAAGAAAAUCCAGUGCCCAUUCAAGAUGUCACUGGAAAACUGUGGGUGGAUUAUGGAUUGAGGGUGUAUUCUCUUGUUUUAACCAGGAAUAUAGGAACUGAUAAAAGGACCAUGAAGUUAGAAGCCAAGAUUAAAAUCAGCAUGGAGUAUCCUUUGAGGCCUCCUCUUUUUGCGUUGAGUCUUUGCACUAUAACGGGUGAAAACCAUUAUAGUGAUGAUGGUUCUGAGUGGUUCAAUGAACUACGUGCGAUAGAAGCAGAGGUUAAUCUGCAUAUGUUGAAGAUGUUGCCUUCAGAUCAUGAAAAUUAUAUCUUAGCUCAUCAAGUUUGCUGUUUGGCAAUGUUGUUCGACUAUUAUAUGGAUGAGCUAUCUUCGUCUUCUGAAAAGAGAAAGAGUACUUCAGUGGUUGACAUUGGUUUGUGUAAGCCCGUCAGUGGUCAGCUUGUUGCUAGAUCAUAUAGAGGAAGGGAUCGCAGGAAGAUGAUAUCCUGGAAGGACACGGAAUGCACUCCUGGAUAUCCCUGCUAGAACUCAUUUUUAAGCACAUGAAGAUGAUUAGAUAAAGUUCUGAUUCAGAAUCCUAUUAGUCCGUGGUUCAGAAGAACCUAUAAAAAAGAAUUAUUUUCCUCAGCAGUUAGAAGGGGUAAAGAAACUAUAAAACCAUUAAGUAUGCAGCUCUGAAUCAUUGAAAUUGUGGAAUCAGGAGUCUUGGUGAAUUUAUCACGCACCAUUUAUCCCGUUCUGGAAUCUUGAGGAACACGAUUGGGAUAUCCUGUGGAAUGAUGGGAAAAUCCCUACUUAUUUAACUGAUUUAUGACAUUUCACAGAAAUUUCUCUCUCUGGAUGCUCUUACUGGAGCGUCCCUUUAAUUAUUGUUAUUAUUAUUAUUAUUGUUCAAUUUAGAUAUAUUUUUAAAUCCGUCUCAUCAGCGCAGCACCUCGUGCGGCAACGGAAUAUGACAAUUAAUUGUAUUUCGUUGGAUUUGAGGUUUUUUUUGUUUAUUAUUAAAUGAUUAUUGAUUUUGGAGUUGAAUGAUUAAUAUUGGUUCAGUUUUGGAUGGAAGUAUAA